AUGGUAGUCUAUGCUAUAUGUUUGUUGCAGGGAGUGAAUGGUGUCCUGGAAAGUCCAACUGGCACAGGAAAGACUCUCAGCUUGCUGUGCUCGUCGCUUGCGUGGCUCCAAGCCAAGAAGGCUCAGGCACAAGCAACUGCCCAGGGUCUAUUGCUCAACAACGACUCUCAGCAGACGUUCAACACAACUCUUCAGGCAGAGCUGAAGAAGUCCACAGGAGUUCCAGAAUCAUCAGGAGAUGCUAUGUGGAGUGAAAGGUUAGCCACGCCUCACAUCAUCUACGCAUCUCGCACGCACUCACAGUUGACGCAGGUUAUGUACGUGUACCACCAAACAAUGUACAAGGUGCUCAGAAUAUGGACACCAAAACUAAAUAAUUAUAAUUGUCCAGGUGAAAGGUUAGCCACGUCUCACAUCAUCUCCGCAUCUCGCACGCACUCACAGUUGACGCAGGUUAUGUACGUGUACCACCAAACAAUGUACAAGGUGCUCAGAAUAUGGACACCAAAACUAAAUAAUUAUAAUUGUCCAGGUGAAAGGCACAGGGAGGCGGUACUCGGUCGAACUACUCACAGCUACUCUACCAGGGCCGCUGUGGGGGGUGGUGUGCGGGCUCCUGUCAUUGAGAUGACUGUGAACCUGACGAACGCAUACUACGUGGCGAGUGAAAGGUUAGCCACGCCUCACAUCAUCUACGCAUCUCGCACGCACUCACAGUUGACUCAGGUUAUGAAAGAGUUGAAGCGUUCUGGUUACUCUCAUGUCAAAGCUGCCAUUCUGGGCUCACGAGACCAGCUGUGUCUUCACCCAGACCUCUCCCAGGAACAAGGCUUCAUGAAGGUGACAAUGUGUCGAGCCAAGGUAAGAGAAAGGACGUGUCAUUUCUACAACAAUUUCGACACCAACAAGAUGGACAAGGGGUUCGCACCGCCUGAAGUGGUGGACAUAGAGGACCUGGUCAAGUUCGGCAACAAGAGACAGUGCUGCCCGUACUACUUGGCCCGUGAGCUCACCACUUCCGCUGACAUCACGUUCAUGCCCUACAACUAUCUGCUGAACCCUCAGACUCGCCAGCAACAGCGUCUCGAUCUCAAUAAUGCAGUGGUGAUACUUGACGAGGCCCACAAUGUGGAGAAGAUGUGUGAGGAGUCUGCUUCAGUUCACUUUAGUAGCACCGACAUCGCUCUGUGUAUUAAUGAAGUCACUCAGGCAAUGAAAAAGUUUAGUGACAAUUUAAAUCAAGAAUCAGACGGAGACACAGAGAUGGAUUUCAAAAUGGAAGAUUUGUGUUUAUUGAAGACAAUGUUUUUGGCUCUAGAAAAGGCUGUUGAUGAAAUAGAACUGGAUACUGUGAAAGAAGAGGGUCCCAACAAGGGAAAGAAGGCAGGGAGAACAUUCCCAGGAUCGUACAUAUUUGGACUACUUGGCAAAGCUGAAAUUCAAGGAGAGAACGUGCUAGUAAUAGACCAGGCUCUGACAGGUCUGGCACAGUUCUUGUCCACCACCAGUGACUCUCCCCUUGCCUCAAAAGGCAACAUGCUUGUAAUAUAUACAAUUGUCUGUUCAGAUUCAAGGAGAGAACGUGCCAGUAAUAGACCAGGCUCUGACAGGUCUGGCACAGUUCUUGUCCACCACCAUUCUUGUCCACCACCAGUGACUCUCCCCUUGCCUCAAAAGAUUCAAGGAGAGAACGUGCUAGUAAUAGACCAGGCUCUGACAGAUCUGGCACAGUUCUUGUCCACCACCAGUGACUCUCCCCUUGCCUCAAAAAUCAACAUGCUUAUUCAAGGAGAGAACGUGCCAGUAAUAGACCAGGCUCUGACAGGUCUGGCACAGUUCUUGUCCACCACCAGUGACUCUCCCCUUGCCUUAAAAAUCAACAUGCUUAUUCAAGGAGAGAACGUGCCAGUAAUAGACCAGGCUCUAACAGGUCUGGCACAGUUCUUGUCCACCAUCAGUGACAAUCCCCUUGCCUUAAAAAUCAACAUGCUUAUUCAAGGAGAGAACGUGCCAGUAAUAGACCAGGCUCUGACAGGUCUGGCACAGUUCUUGUCCACCACCAGUGACUCUCCCCUUGCCUUAAAAAUCAACAUGCUUAUUCAAGGAGAGAACGUGCCAGUAAUAGACCAGGCUCUGACAGGUCUGGCACAGUUCUUGUCCACUACCAGUGACUCUCCCCUUGCCUCAAAGGGCAACAUGCUUGUGCGCUUCAACGAGUUCCUCAAGGUCGUUUAUGCCAGCUGUGGUCCCCAGGGUGUCAAGAACAAUUCGGAUCUAUUUUACAAGGUAUACAUUGAACCGGAAAAAGUACCGAAGAAAGCCAAACCUGAUUCUUGGUCCGCUCCAAAAACUACCCUCAACUCCAAUGCUAAGGUGAUAAACUUCUGGUGUUUCAGCCCUGGAUUUGCGAUGAGAUCUCUGCUGAAGCAGGGGGUUCACUGCAUAGUCCUGACCAGUGGAACCCUGUCGCCUCUACAUGCUACCAUCUCUGAGCUGGGCAUUCCCAUCCCUGUACAACUUGAGAACCCUCACAUCAUUGAGCCAUCUCAGAUCUCUGUAAAUGUGUUGAACAAAGGGCCGACUGGUGAAAAACUGAUAUCUACCUUCGCUAAUAGGUCAGGAGAAUCCAAAAAGUACCUGGGAGAUCUAGGGAGAAUGCUGACCAACUUCUGCAGAGUGGUACCAGAUGGAGUGUUGAUGUUUUUUCCGUCUUAUCCACUCAUGGAGAAAACCAUAAAUCUUUGGCAACAAGAAGGUUUCUGGUCCCAAAUAAUCGCUCUAAAGCCACUGUUUGUGGAGCCGCAGUACAGGGACCGGCUGGCCGAUGUGAUGAAGGAGUACAACUCAGCUCUGGAGGCAGAAGACUCGCGUGGUGCGGUGUUCCUGGCCGUGCUGCGAGGCAAGGUGUCGGAAGGUAUGGACUUCGCAGAUGCCCGCUGCCGUGCAGUCAUCAUCACCGGACUGCCUUAUCCACCUUUCAAGGACCCCAGAAUUAUUCUUAAGCGAGAGUAUGUUGAUAACCUUCGCAAAACUGAUCCUAAGGUAGGUUCUUUGGCUCUCUCGGGCAACGAAUGGUAUCAGUUGGAGGCCACCAGGGCUGUGAACCAAGCUGUGGGCCGCGUGAUCCGACAUGGCAGCGAUUUCGGAGCCAUCAUGCUCUGUGACUGUCGGUUCGAGUCAUCCAACAUCACCAACUCUCUGUCAGCUUGGGUGCGACCCCACAUUAACAAGUGUCAAGAGUUUGGACUUGCCUAUGGUCGUGUGUCCAAGUUCUUCAAGAGCAUGGGGAUAGCGCCACAGACACGGCCUAUUCAAUCAGGUGCUAGUUUUGAUUCUGUGGAAGGUAAAGUGCGGAUAAAGGAAAAAGCUGAACAGCCACGAAAAGAAAAUUUAAGUCAAAAUUCAAUGCAGCAGUUUUUAGAAAAAGGUUCUACAGACACAACCGAAAACGAAGACUUCAGCACAACCUUCCCCCAGUG
This is a messenger RNA of Homalodisca vitripennis (glassy-winged sharpshooter), 3479 nucleotides long. RefSeq names its product regulator of telomere elongation helicase 1 homolog. The record is from RefSeq and is a predicted model, not a curated record. Lineage: Eukaryota; Metazoa; Arthropoda; Insecta; Hemiptera; Cicadellidae. Gene Ontology annotation, molecular function: hormone activity; DNA binding; hydrolase activity, acting on acid anhydrides, in phosphorus-containing anhydrides. Gene Ontology annotation, cellular component: extracellular region; nucleus. Gene Ontology annotation, biological process: negative regulation of t-circle formation; regulation of double-strand break repair via homologous recombination; negative regulation of DNA recombination.